AUGAUGAGGUUUGCUUUGCUACUGCUACUGUCCUGCCUUUCUGGUGGAGUAGUCGCUCAGACCUGUGACACUACUGUGUACCAUGUGAGUCCUCAGGGGAAUUGUGUGCAGUGUCAAGACUUUUGUCCUCCCGAAUGCGAUCCCGACAAUGCCGCCUAUCAAGUCUUUACGGCCAGUGAUUGCGAUGGACAAGGAACCGUAGGAGGAGGUGGAGGUGGUGCUGGUGGACCGCCACCGGAUGCUCAAGGGGGAGGAGGUGGUGGAGGUGGAGGAGGGCCGCCGCCUGAUGGUGGACAAGGAAUGGGAGAACAAGGUGGCGGAAUGAUGAUGAUGAGUGACGAAUCCGUUGGAGCAGCCGGAUCUUGCGAUACGACCGUAUUUCACUUGAAUCCAUCGGGAGAAUGCACGUUGUGUCCCGAUCUCUGUCCUGCCGAAUGCAGUCCCAAUAGCACCAGUUACAUGGUAUUCACUUCAGAUGAUUGUGAUGGAAUGGGGACUACAACAACAACUGCAGAUGAUGCUACGAGUGGCGGUGGAGGUGGAAAUGGAAUGGGUGGAGGAAAUGGAAUGGGAAAUGGUGGAGGAGGACAAGGAGGAAUGAGUGAUGAUUCCAAUGAUGAGGAAGACGUCGAGUGCGACACUACCGUCUAUCACAGAAAUCCACAAGGCUCCUGUAAAUUAUGCGGAUCCAAUUGCCCCAAAGAGUGCAAGGCGGGGGGCGACAACUACCGAGUCUUCACGUCGGAGGAUUGCAGUGAAGCCUCACUUGUCGUCACAGAACAAGAAGAUAUUGAGGUAGAGGGCGAUGGAGUCGCUGUAGAAGCUCAGACGGAAUCUUCGGCCGCAUAUUGGAGAUUGCAGGGGACUGCUGCAGUGGUAUGGCUUGUACUAGGGGUGUUGUUUUGA
Molecule: messenger RNA, 906 nt
Organism: Seminavis robusta
Lineage: Eukaryota; Bacillariophyta; Bacillariophyceae; Naviculales; Naviculaceae
Source: the annotation of a GenBank genome assembly